UUUCUCUGUGUGGAUUACCACUCACUUAACAACACUUAAACACUUUUUGAGAUACUGGAGAUGGCUUACCUUAAAACCUGCUCUUUGAGUGUCCUCAUACUCAUCGCCUUUCUCGUGGAGACCGGUGCAGUGCGUUGCUGUCUCAGAUACAGGAGACGGCCUCUAGACUGUCGAUAUCUGAAAGGCUUCGAUAUCCAGAAAAUGACUGGCAGCUGUGAUCUUGCAGCGAUCAUCUUCCAUACAAAGAAUGGAAAAUUAGUCUGCGCUGACCCAGAACAACAUUGGACGCAGGACAGAGUUGAGUGCCUACGGAUGAAGGCUGCGGAAGUGAAGACUGGUGGUUUUUAAAGCUUUAAGAAUGCCAAAAUGGAGAGGCUCUUCUGGAG
Messenger RNA from Sinocyclocheilus anshuiensis, 386 nucleotides. Its product is annotated as C-C motif chemokine 20-like. The transcript has 4 exons. The record is from RefSeq and is a predicted model, not a curated record. Gene Ontology annotation, cellular component: extracellular region. Lineage: Eukaryota; Metazoa; Chordata; Actinopteri; Cypriniformes; Cyprinidae. The coding region runs from base 61 to 348 and encodes 95 amino acids. Gene Ontology annotation, molecular function: chemokine activity. Gene Ontology annotation, biological process: immune response.